Messenger RNA from Fusarium tjaetaba, 3717 nucleotides. Its product is annotated as Cu2+-exporting ATPase. Gene Ontology annotation, biological process: monoatomic cation transport. The record is from RefSeq and is a predicted model, not a curated record. Gene Ontology annotation, cellular component: membrane. The coding region runs from base 1 to 3717 and encodes 1238 amino acids. The transcript is spliced from 5 exons. Gene Ontology annotation, molecular function: ATP hydrolysis activity; ATP binding; ATPase-coupled monoatomic cation transmembrane transporter activity. Lineage: Eukaryota; Fungi; Ascomycota; Sordariomycetes; Hypocreales; Nectriaceae.
AUGGCUGCGUCGCCGGAGGUUAUGGAUACGGGGAACUUUAUGGAUCAGUUUCUUGAUGAUUUGGGGACGCCAUUGCCGAGUUUUGAUAUGGGCUUUUCGACUGAGCAGGAUAAUGCGCAGGGACAGGAAGGGCUGCCGUCGGAUUUGUUCGAUCGGGCAGCGAUGCAGCAGGACCAGAAUGGGGUGUAUCCAGGAACCACGGAGAAGGCGAUGGACAUGACACCGACGUCUCAAAACACUGAGAGCAUAGCGACACCAGGGACGUCUUCUCAGAAAUGCUCCUGCAUCGAGUUGGUCAAUCAGCAUUUCUCCGACAUUGAGAGCUCUCUCGAGACCUUCCAGACCCUUAAAGUCUUGAAGCAGUCUCUCGCAUCAGCAAGGACGAUCCUUGAGUGCACAGUCUGCUUCCAGUCCAUCAAGAGCCCACGUACAUCACGAAACGUUUAUCUCCUGGGUUCUCUCCUAUCAAGCAUCGGCUCCUCAUACGGCGACUUUUUCUACGUACAGAAGCAGCGCACCGAGUCGUCGGUUGGUACACCAAUCCGUCUUGUAGUUGGACAACAACCAGAUGCUCGGGACGUAGGACGAGCUGUUCGAAUACAGAGUCACUGCCGACGACGAAACAUCCUACUGAGAAUCUCCAUCUUUUACGAAACCAUGGGUGCAUCUUGCUGUGGAUCUAAGGCUGAGCGUGUUAGUGCCGGCUUGGAGGACCAUGGCCAUCAGCACACCAAUCAUGGAAGCGAUUCUCCAACAAUCGAGCACGAUGGCUCUCAUGAUCAUGACCAUGACCAUGACCAUGCUCACAGUGACGGCGAUGAACACGCCCACGAGCACGGAGGAUGCUGUGAUGAUCACUCCGAUGCUUCUAGUAUGACCUCACAAGCUUCAACUUGCUGCGGCAGCGAGGAACACUGCAGUGAGAAAUGUAUCUAUGCCAUAGCGGCCAUCGAGUGCAAAAAGGCCUGCGACGAUGAUCCAGACCACGAAGGUACAGGUUCACAGGACCAGCCCCAUGAACAUGACCAUGGCCUUCACAAGACCGACACAGCCUGCGGUACUCAUCUCGAAGCUGCUUUCAACCAGUACAGCAGCUACCUCGAACAGAUUCGCUGCAUCUGCCGAAGCGCCAUCGAGCAGGGAAUGACGUCCCUCGAAACAUGCUGCAUGAGCACCCGAGCGACCCCAACCAAAAAGCAUCGAAGAAAACAUGCAAAGAAGAAUGCUGCACCUUUUAUCCCCGCUUUCAUUCCCUCUGGAACAGGCAGUAAACAGGUUGAUGUUGAGAACGCUGCGAAUCUUGAGACUGUGGGCUUUCUUGUUAGUGGUAUGGACUGUACCUCUUGUGCAGACAAGUUGCUCCGGAUUUUUGGUAGUAUGACUGGUGUUUCUAAUGCUCAAGUCAACUUUGUCAUGGGCAAAGGAGAGUUCGACGUUGAUGCAUCUAUCACCAAUGCUGAGGAGGUACUGAGCUUUGUAUCUGGUGCAAGUGGCUUUAUGCUUAGCAAGAUCAUCGGCGGGAACUACUACGUCGAUGUUUUGGCUACGACUGCGCAGAGCAAGGAUCUUAUCGAUAAUCCACCCCAAGGUGUGACGGAUGUUCAGUCGCUUGACAAGAAGACAGUCCGCCUCUCGUACGAACCCACUACAAUUGGAGCUCGAGACCUGUUGGAGUCAGUCAAAGACAAGUGCAAUGGUCUGGCUGAACCCCGUGGAGAUCCUCAACUCGAAAACAGUCGCCGUCGUCUCUGGGACCAACUCACGAAGACCCUCGUCGCCGCAGCCCUCACCAUCCCCGUCGCAGUAGUCUCAUGGAGUGAGAACCUCGUCGACAAGAAGACAGAGGGGAUCGUUUCACUGAUUCUCGGUACACUUGUCCAAUGCAUCGCUAUCCCUGAGUUCUACCGCCCUGCUAUAUCCGCUGUUUGGUACAGUCGAACUGUCGAGAUGGACAUGCUUGUCGUCAUCAGCAUCACCGCUGCUUAUGUCUACUCUGUCGUUGCGUUUAGCUUCGAGAUGGCGGGUAAACCUCUUGACGAGGGGCAAUUCUUCGAGACUAGCACCAUGCUUAUCACGCUCAUCCUCGUUGGUCGCCUCAUCGCCGCUUUCGCCCGUGUCCAAGCUGUUUCGGCUGUAUCUCUUCGCUCUAAGCAGAAUAACAUUGCUGUGCUGGUCGAGAAGGAAGGGGAUCGUGAGAUUGACGCUCGCCUUCUUCAGUAUGGAGACGUGUUCAAGGUUCUGCCUCACUCGAGAGUUCCUACGGAUGGUGUUGUGCUAUCUGGCAAGACAGAGGUUGAUGAGUCGAUGCUUACGGGAGAGACACUGCCUAUUGUUAAGCAGAAGGGUAGUGACUUGAUUGCGGGGACGGUCAAUGGAGGUGGUACCGUCACUGUUCAGUUGACGCGUCUUCCUGGGAAGAACACGGUCACAGACAUUGCUCAGCUCGUGGAAGAAGCCGCAAAGUCAAGGCCUGAGAUUCAAGACCUCGCUAACAAAGUCGCUGGCUGGUUUGUCCCCGCAAUGGCUACUGUUGCUAUAUUGGUUCUUGUCAUCUGGAUCGCCUGCAGUAUUGAGGUUCUCAACUAUGAUGCUGGAAAGAGUGUUGGCAAUGCCAUCACCUACGCAGUGGCUACUCUCGCAGUCGCUUGCCCCUGCGCUCUUGGUCUUGCAGUCCCUAUGGUUCUCGUCGUCGCUGGUGGUAUCGCAGCUCGAGGUGGUGUCAUCAUCAAAUCUGCUGAUACAACUGAGGGAGCACGCAAGACUAGCGAUGUUGUCUUUGACAAGACUGGCACGAUCACUGAGGCCGAGCUUGCUGUGACUGAGCAGGUCAAUCUUAAUGGUGACAUGGCAGAUAACCUUGCGUUGGCAAAGGCUCUUGUUUCUGGUGGCAAACAUCCCGUCUCGGCCGCCGUUGAGAAACAUCUUGAAGGACAGUCCAUCAAGGCCAUGCCCGAAGUGGUCAAUGUUCAGGUUGUCCCAGGCGCUGGAGUCGAGGCAGAUUACCUAGACUCAACUCUCAGAGCCGGGAAUGCUCGAUGGACUGGAGCUGACAAACUGGAUGAUGUGUCGCGCCUUCAGCAUGGUGGUCUCACUACUCUUGUCGUGACUCGCAACUCUGUUCCUCUUGUCGUCUUUGGCCUCUCAGCUCAGGUACGCCCAGAAGCAGUCCGAGUUAUUUCUGAGCUCAAAUCUCGCAACAUCAACGUUCACCUUGUUUCUGGAGAUCAGAUCAAAGCUGUCCACGCUGUUGCGGCAUCUGUUGGUAUCCCACCUGAGAAUGUUGUCGGUGAGCGUACUCCACCUGAAAAGAGAGACUAUGUCGCUUCUCUGAUGGAUCAGGGCAAGCAAGUCAUGUUCUGCGGUGAUGGCACGAAUGACGCCAUUGCUGUAGCUCAAGCUCACGUCGGCGCUCAAAUGGGCGGUGGUUUGACAAGCAGCGAUGUGACACAGGGUGCAGCAGAUGUCGUUCUCCUGAAUGGCCUUGAAGGCAUUCCUUUCCUUCUUGAUAUCAGCAAAGUCUCAUUCCAGCGCAUGUACUUCAACUUUGUAUGGUCUGCUGUUUACAAUAUCCUGGCGAUCACGAUGGCUAGCGGUGCUUGGGUUGAGUUCAGGAUUCCACCUCGGUAUGCUGGUUUGGGAGAGAUGGUCAGCGUGGUGCCUGUUAUCCUUGCUGCCAACUCCAUGUUCUUUGCGCGAUACUUUAAGCUCAAGGAAUGA